Molecule: messenger RNA, 12522 nt
Organism: Stomoxys calcitrans (stable fly)
Lineage: Eukaryota; Metazoa; Arthropoda; Insecta; Diptera; Muscidae
Gene: ssp6
Exons: 3
Coding region: 422-3115 (897 amino acids)
Molecular function (GO): protein binding
Source: RefSeq, a predicted model, not a curated record
AGAGUUGCAAUUAUAUAAUCGAAGUAAUUAAAAGUGAGCAAGUGUAUCCUCUGCAAAAGGAUGAGGAGCAUUUUUUCUUGGAAAAUCUCGAUUAAGCCAUUAUUUCACCAUAAAUCCCUAUCUUUGUAACUACUUCGAAGCGAAGAAGGAUUCGUAAAAGCAUUCUAUGCAUAUGUGUGAGUGUGAAUGGUGGCCAAGGAAUGAAAGGCACAUAAUCGCACACGCAUAUGCGAUGCGUGUGUGUGUAUAUUAGAAAGAAAGAAAAUACCUACCACAAAGGCAUAAUCCGGAUAUCAACAGUGUUGUAUGCCAUCAACACGAACUGGAAGUGAGUGAAUGAGUGAAGGAAAGACGUCAACCACCUACGACUUGAUUUGAUCCAACAUCAUCUUUGUUGUCAUCAUCACCAUUUGCAACAGCCAUGGCCGCUGCCAAUGCUAUGAGCAGCAGUUGUCAAAGUAUUGCCGCUGUUACUCUUGCAAAUAUGGCCACAAAUGUUGGUGGUGGUGGUGGUGGUGGCGGAUGUUUGCGUUCCGGCAGCGGCAAUGGCAACGGCAACACAACUCAGUAUGUCAUGGGCACUGGCAGUUUGGGACGGCUAAAACUUAAAACCUUGGGUGCCAGUGAUGAGGAAUUGGAUUUUGCUCAGUUAUCUCAGUCGACCCAUAUACUGGGACGUGUUAAGUCGGAACGUUUCCUCUCCUCCAAAGUGGAUGAAGAUCGUCGCAGACGCACCAUUAUUGUGGAGAAGAAGAACGACUCGUUCGGGUUUACCUUGCAAAGCUAUGGCAUCCAUUACAAAAAGGACCAGGAAGUGGAGAUGAUAACCUAUGUUGACUAUGUGGAAUACGAUGGACCCGCCUACAAGGCCGGCAUGCGAGAAGGCGAUGUGAUACUCUCGAUUAAUGGCCAAAAUAUGGAGAAGGCUGACCACAAGACUCUGGUGGACUAUAUCAAAAGUUGUGAUUCUAGAAUGCGUAUGGCUGUGCUAUUCGAGGAUUGUGUGAGGAAGGUCAAUUUGCAUAUGCGCUAUAUACAAUUGCAAAACAUGCUGCAGAACAAAAUGAAUGAACUGGAGCGCAUUUGUGUGCGUGAACGAGAGCUGCUGGAGGGCAAAUGGAAGACCCAUAGUCUGCCUGCCCGCAAAAAGGCGGGCACUGCCCCUACAGAGGGCGGCACCGAGACGGGCAACUCACCCACAGACACUGAAAUGAAUUUGCCCUACUAUCGUCCCACAUUGUCCACCGAAGACUUUACGAAUAUAACGCGGCAAUCGCAGCAGACAAUAAUUCCACCACCGGCCCAAUAUAUGCUCUCAUAUCAUUACUUUGAUCCCACAUAUCGGUAUGUGAUGAAACCCUCCAUUUCCACAAAUAGCAGUGGCGACUGCUUUGUGACAAUAGGGGAACCUUUAAGUCGGGCUCACUCAGGGGAUACCACAACGGCGGGUCCCACAUCGACGCACUUUCAGAGUCAGAGGCGUUCCAGCGUUUCCCAACCUCCUGUACCACCACCGCGAACAUGUGAGAAACACAAACCGCCCAAUAAGCAACAACAGCAGCAACAACAGACGACACAGCAGCUACAACAACCCACACCGCCAAAAUCGGAUGCAAAUGCUGCACAAAAGACCACAAAAACUACGAAACACUGUCAUGGACGCUCCUGUAAUCCUUGCAUUGACUUUAGAUGGAAAUCAUCGGCAAAGACAGCCGCCUUAACGGCCGGGGGCAAUGGUGACAAUGUCAGCUUGGAUGCCUAUGACUUGGCCAGUCCCUGCUGUGAUACCCAGUGUGUGCCGACACGUCGUCACGCCCGUCAUCAUCACAAGGAGCAUGGACAUAAGCACAAGCAUAGGGAUCGCGAAAGAGAUGGAGAGACUAAGGAACGACCACCCAGGCCCAAGUCACAAAGUCAUGUGUCGCCGGGUCCCACCACACGACAUCACCACCAUCAUCACAUCAGCCAUGAGAGUGCAGGAGGACAUCACCAUGCCCAACCACAGCACUAUCAAUACUUCACCAGUGCCCAACAAUCCCAACACUCAGCCGGUAACCCACAUCAGAAACCUGCUGGCCAUGGAUGUGGCGACUCGCACAGUGGCAGCAUACGGUCCCGCUACUUUGACAUUGCUUCUGGUCUGGCCAGCCACUGCAGCCUGCAUUCGUGCACCUCGAGUGAGUUUCAACCGGCCGAUUCGGCCUCCUACACCACCUCGAUAAGCACUGAUACUCUGUUCUAUGAUCCGAAUAGUGAAAAUGCCAUGGCCUCGCGGCAGCAUUCCACCAAAUCCAGGCAAUCCACAUGUCAGCAGCAAGCACAGCCAACGCCACAUCAGCAUCAGCACCAACAUCAUCAUCAACAUCAGCAUCAGGCAGAGCAGGGCACAGGGCAUCAUCAUCACCAUCAUCAUCAUGGCCCACAGCAGCAGCCACAACCACAGCAGCAGCACCAACAUCAACACCAGCACCAACACCAACAGCAUCAACAGCAACAGCAUCAAGCCCAUCAGUAUAUGCAUCAUUUGUAUCAGCAACGCUACCAUAUCACAGCCACUCAAAUUCAACCGGCUCAAAUCUUCCCCAAUACGGCGUAUGUGCACAAGCCCAAAUCCUGGGACAAUUUGACGGCAGCCAAUCUGGGCGCCUAUGGCUAUGGCUAUGGCUAUCUGGAUACGGUGGCCAUGAAACCGGUGGUCAAUCUGCAAAUUGCUCAACAGCGCCACUCCAUACCAAGAAAAAAUCCCUAUGGACGCUAUUCUGCCUACACGGAUGUGGAAAACUAUGCCCCACCUCCGACAGAGUUCCUGGAGCAGGUGACCACUACCACCACCACCAUAACUGCCAAAUCAGCCGAUGAUAUUCUCGCCUCACCCCAGGGACCAGGACCUGGCGUCAUAAGUCCCAGUCCCUGUGAAUGUGUCUCAACGCAACAGCAUCAGCAGGCCAUCAAAAUGGCCCAAAUGCAAAUCAGUCAAAGUCAUCCGGUGGCUCACCACAACAACUGCCAAAUGGGCUAUUACUCGCACUUGCCACAACCCAAGACGGAUGCGGCCACCUCAACAGCAGCCAGUCAGACUGGUCAAACAACUGUAACCGAGGUGACCCGUUUGUAGGUGUCACUUGUUUAGGUCAAUCGCUGCAAUUGGCCUAAAUAGUUUGCUCUCUCACUCUCUCUCACUCUCCCUUGCUGCAGCAUUGUUUGGAAUGCCCGUUUGCGGAGACGGAUGACAUGAUCUCAGUGUGAUCUCAUUAGCAUCAUUCAAUAUUCCAGCUUAAGAGCCCCAACUCGCCUAAUCGUAGAAGUUAGACUAGUCAGCAUAAAAAGAAAUUCUAAAGGAACAUGUUUUCAACGUUUACACACAUCCGACUCAUCUACAUUGCCUGGCAUGUAUACGCCUAUCUAUGUAACCGUCUAUACUCUGAACUUUACACAUCGAUAUAGGAAAUAAUUACACACACACACACACACACACUCUCUCUCAAACGAAUCAUAAACAUACAACCUUAGGUUCAUGUUUAUCAACAUCCAUACACCACCACAAAGAAAUUGUCUUGUCAUAAAAUUUGCCAAAGUUUGAAAAAAUAACAAAUACAAAUACAAAAUUAUUACAAUUAGAUAAUAAUAAUGCAGAAGUUCUCACAACAUACAUUUUUAUUCACCCUACAUCAUAGAAAUCGCGAAAAUUACUAAAAUUAUGGUCAAUUUCAUAAAGUUUAAGGCUAUGCGCACGCAAUAACCCCCAAUGAAGAAAGCCCUAAAAAAAAUGAAAUAAAUCCCAUCUUAAAAUAUGAAAUAAAGCUCAAACAAGUAGAAGCGUGCUCGGUUCGGCCGGGCCGAAUCUUGGAAACCCACCACCAUGGAUUCUGCUAAAAAUUUAUACAAACUAAAUUUAGUUGAGUGGCAUAAUUGUAUUCUACAAACCAAACUUCUGUCAAACCAGAAAAAAUUAAAGCUUCUAGGAACCGAACAAGCAUAAUCUAGAGACCGGUUUAUAAGAGAGUCAUAUGAGGUUAUGAACCGAUUUGGACCGUACUCGGCACAUUUGUUAAAAGUCAUAACAGAACCCUACAUGCCAAAUUUCAGUCAAAUCGGACGAAAUUUGCGGCUUCCAGAGGCUCAAGAAGUCUAAUCGAGAGAUCGGUUUAUAUGGGAGCUAUAUCAGGUUAUAUAUCGAUUUAGACCGUACUUGACACAGUUGUUGAAAGUCAUAACGGAACACCAUUUGCAAAAUUUCAGCCAAAUCGGACGAAAUUUGCGGCUUCCAGAGGCUCAAGAAGUCUAAUCGAGAGAUCGGUUUAUAUGGGAGCUAUAUCAGGUUAUAUAUCGAUUUAGACCGUACUUGACACAGUGGUUGGAAAUCAUAACAAAACACUAUGUGCAAAAUUGUAGCAAAAUUGGACAAAAAAUUGCGGCUUUCAGGGGUUCAAGAAGUUAAAUCGGGAGAUCGGUUUAUAUGGGAGCUAUAUCAGGUGAUAGAUCGAUUUAUACCGUACUUGGCACAGUUAUUGAAAGUCAUAACGGAACACCAUUUGCAAAAUUUCAGCCAAAUCGGAUGAAAAUUGCGGCUUCCAGCGGCUCAAGAAGUCAAAUUGGGAGAUCGGUUUAUAUGGGAGCUACGUCAGGUUAUAGACCGAUUUGGACCGUACUUGACACAGUGGUUGGAAAUCAUAACAAAACACUAUGUGCAAAAUUGUAGCAAAAUUGGACAAAAAAUUGCGGCUUUCAGGGGUUCAAGAAGUUAAAUCGGGAGAUCGGUUUAUAUGGGAGCUAUAUCAGGUGAUAGAUCGAUUUAUACCGUACUUGGCACAGUUAUUGAAAGUCAUAACGGAACACCAUUUGCAAAAUUUCAGCCAAAUCGGAUGAAAAUUGCGGCUUCCAGCGGCUCAAGAAGUCAAAUUGGGAGAUCGGUUUAUAUGGGAGCUACGUCAAGUUAUAGACCGAUUUGGACCGUACUUGGCACAGUUGUUGAAAGUCAUAACAGAACACCACAUACAAAAUUUCAGUCAAACCGGAUGAAAAUUGCGGCUUCCAGCGGCUCAAGAAUUCAGAUCGGAAGAACGGGAGCUAUAUCAGGUUAUAGACCGAUUUGGACCGUACUUGACACAGUUGUUGAAAGUCAUAACGGAACACCAUUUGCCAAAUUUCAGCCAAAUCGGAUGAAAAUUGCGGCUUCCAGGGGCUCAAGAAGUCAAAUUGGGAGAUCGGUUUAUGUGGGAGCUAUGCCAGGUUAUAGACCGAUUUGGACCGUACUAACCACAGUGGUUGGAAGUCAUAACCGAACACUAUCGGCAAAAUUUCAGCCAAAUCGGACAAAAAUUGCUGCUUCCAGGGGCUCAAAAAAUCAAAUCGGGAGAUCGGUUUAUAUGGGAGCUAUAUCCAGAUCUCAACCGAUAUGGCCCAUUUGCAAACCCAAACGACCUACAUCAAUAUAAAGUAUCUGUGCAAAAUUUCAAGCGUCUAAAUUUACGCGUUCGACCGCUAUCUUGAUUUCGACAGACGGACGGAUGGACAUGGCUAGGGGGCUCAAGAAGCAAUAUCGAUGCAGACUAUAUUAGACACGUAUGUUGAAGGUCAUGAGAGAAGCCGUUGUACAAAAUUUCAUCCAAAUCGGAUGAGAAUUGCACCCUCUAGAGCCUCAAGAAGUCAAGAUCCCGGAUUGGUUUAUAUGGCAGCUAUAUCAAAACAUGGACCGAUGUGCGUCAUACUUGGCACAGUUAUUGGAAGGCAUAACAAAACACCUCAUGUGAAAUUUCAGCCAAAUCGGAUGAGAAUUGUGCACUCUAUGUGCUCAAGAACUCAAGAUCCAAGAUCGGUUUAUAUGGCAGCUAUAGCAGAUUAUGAAACGAUUUGAAUCAUAAAUAACACAGUUGUUAGAAGUGACACCAAAACACUACGUGGAAAAUUUCAGUCAAAUCGGACGAGAAAUGCGCACUCUAGAGGCUCAAGAAGUCAAGACCCAAGAUCGGUCUACAUGGCAGCUAUAUCAAAACAUGUACCGAUUUGGCCCAUUCACAAUAUUAGUCGACCUACACUUUCACUAGGUGCACUAGGUGAAAUUUUGCAAAGGUGGGAUCUUGCUAUAGCUAUCAUUUAAACCGAUCUGGGGUCUUGACUUCAUGAGCCUCUAGAGGGCGCAAUUUCUAUCCGAUUUGGCUUAAAUGUAGCACAACGUAUUUCGUCAUGACUUCCAACAACUGUGCUUAGUAUAGUUCCAAUCGAUUCAUAACCUGAUAUAGCUGUCAUAUAAACCGAUCUUGAAUCUUGACUUCUUAAGCCGCUAGAGAACGAAAUUUUUAUCCGAUUUGGCUGAAACUUUACAUGAGGUGUUUUGUUAUGAUUUCCAACAACUGUGCCAAUUACGGCUGAAAUCGAUGUAUAACAUGAUAUAGCUCUCACUUAAACCGAUCUGGGGUCUUGACUUCUUGAGCCUCUAGAGGGCGCAAUUCCUAUCCGAUUUGGCUAAAAUUUAGCACGACGUGUUUCGUCAUGACUUUUACAACAGUGGCUAGUACGGUUGAAAUCGAUGCAUAACCUGAUAUAGCUGCCAUAUAAACCGAUCUGGGAUCUUGACUUCUUGAGCCUUUAGAGGGCGCAACUCCUAUCCGAUUUGGCUAAAAGUGAGCACGACGUGUUUCGUUAUGAUUUUCAACAACUGUGCAUGGUUCCAAUCGGUGUAUGGUUCAAAUCGGUGUAUGGUUCAAAUCGGUGUAUAACCUAAUAUAGCUGCCAUAUAAACCAAUCUGGGAUCUUGACUUCUUGAGCCACUAUAGGGCGAAAUUAUUAUCUGAUUUGGGUCAAAUUUUUUACAUCGGCUUCUACAGUGACCUUCAACAUACGUGUCAAAUAUGGUCUGAAUCAGUCUAUAACCUAAUAGAGCUCUCCUAUAAAACGAUCUCCCUAUUUUACUUUUUGAGCCCCUAAGGGGCGAAAUCCUUAUUCGAUUUGGCUGAAAUUUUACACAAUGACUUCUACUAAGGUCUCCAACAUUCAUUCCUUUAUGGUUCGAAUCGGACCAUAACUUGAUAUAGCUCCAAUAGCAUAGCAAUUCAUUCAUUUUAUCCUUUGUUUGCCUAAAAAGAGACACCAGCAAAAGAACUCGACAAAUGCGAUCAAUGGUGGAGGGUAUAUAAGACUCGGACCGACCUAACCUAGCAAGCUUUUACUUGUUUACUUAUGUUCAAAAAUGUAAUUAGUCCCCGAAAUUAUGAAAAUAUUUGCAAAAAUUUUGAACUGCGCAAUAACUCUAAAUAUGUAUUAAUUUUUUGGGCUUAUUUCACUUUUGUUUUUGGGGGUUAAUACACUAGGAUUUAUUUCGUAUGUUUGGUGAUUCUAUAGCGAAUUUUAUACAAUAAAUAGACCUAAUUAUCAGAUCGUAAGACUACUUUAAAUCUAUUGGCUCUAUAUACAUGUAGAUUUCUUGCAAUGAUGCCCUUCUUCAAUGAUGCCCUUCUCGUUUGUGUUUUCUAAGACAUAUAGACCAGCCAAGUGUCCAUAGAGUACACCUUUUAAUGCAGUGCAAAGACUACACUGGUCAACCAGAAUUUUUGCUUCCUCAAAUGUUUUUUGUUGCUUCUAUAUCAAAUUAGCCCCAGAUUUUCUCGACCAGCCCAAUCAACGAUUUGCAAAUCAUGUUUUUGCAAACCACGUACAUAUGGCACAUGAGUAACCAUGGUGGCGAAUGAUGUAUGGCGUAUAUGGUCAUUAUUAUUGAAUAGUAAACAUACGUACCCAUGUCCAAUAAAAUAAAUUAAUCAUUUAGAUGGUUUAUGCUGUAUUACAGAUAGGAUGCUGUUUUAGUGAAAGCUAAACUAAAUAAAUUAAUUAAUUAAACGAAAAAUACAAACAACAAAAAUAUCAGAGGAAACACUUAACUGCUUUUCAUAUUGUUGACCAAUGUUGUUUAUCCAAAUUAUAGUACACAAGCACAAUGGAGUGAAUGGUGUAGGGUGAACUUUUACUUUAGAGAACCUGCAAUGAAAAAAAUUCUCAUUCCUUAAGUAGUAAUUUUAGUGACACCCAAUUUGUUUUCGCUUGACAUUGUAAAAUUGUAGAAGUACACGUAUAAGUUUUGACAAAUUACCCUAGUAUAUAAUAUUUUAAAGGUCCAAAUCUAUUAUACCCACCACCAUAGGAUAGGGGGUAAAUUUAUUUAGUCAUGCCGUUUGCAACACAUCGAAAUACCCACUAUAGACCAUACAAAGUAUUGCCCAAAAAGUAAUUGCGGAUUUUUCAUAUUGUCGGCGUUGACAAAUUUUUUCACAGCUUGUGACUCUGUAAUUGCAUUCUUUCUUCUGUCAGUUAUCAUCUGUUACUUUUAGCUUGCUUUAGAAAAAAAGUGUAAAAAAAGUAUAUUUGAUUAAAGUUCAUUCUAAGUUUUAUUAAAAAUGCAUUUACUUUCUUUUAAAAAAUCCGCAAUAACUUUUUGGGCAACCCAAUAUAUACAAUUCUGAUCUGAUAUAAAGAUGUCCGUCGCUAGAAUCUUUAACAAUUGAGAUAUUGAGUUCAAAUUUGUCACAAACUCGUAUUUCUUCCAUACGCAGGGUAAGCUCUUGAAUGGCCCAAAACGAACUAUUGUUGCAUAUAGAUGCCAUAUAAUCCAUAAAAGUCUUUGCUGAAAUUUGGAUAAGUGAGGUUUACUUAGGUUCCCAAUAUCCAAACUGAAUAUGAUCUAUAUCGGGCUAAAUCUCUAUUAUUUUUAUAUAAGAAAGUGUUGCGAUCCGUGCGCGUUCCGUAUAGACACAAAAACGGCAGAGCCGAUUUUCAAAAAAUUUCACUGAUGGUAGAGUUUGGGCCCCCGGUGAAAAUUGGGCACUACACUAUUUGAUGUCCGAAGAGGGGGGGGGCGGACCCUCCCCCAUACCAAAAUUUUCAAGAACACCAGAUCUCGAAAAUGAGUGCAACGAUUUAAGCGAAAUUUUGUAUGCCACCUUAUGGUACCCCAAAAAACACAAAAUUGGUAAAAUAGGGGUCAAAUAAUCUGGGGGGACGCCCCAUCCCAAAACCCAUUCGAACGGACAUGUGCACCAAUUGGGACAAUAUGGGUAUCAAAUGAAAGGUAUUUAAGAGUCCAAAGAGAACACUUUCACCACUUUGGGCAAUGAAAGGUAUUUGACAGUAGAGUACGAUCUUGGCAUUAAAAUGUUACCCCAAGUGUCGGGGGCCCCCACUUCCAGAAACACCAUCCAACAGGACACUUUAAACGCUUGGUGUUAUAUGGGUAUCAAAUAAAAGGUAUUUUAAAGCAGAAUAUAAAUCUGAGACAAAAAAUUAUUUUUUGGUGCCUGAGGGCCCUCUCACUCAAAACCUCCAGCAGGACAAAUUUACCGAUUGGGAAAAUAGGGAUAUCAAAUGAAAGCUAUUUAAAGGUAGAGUCCAAUGCUGAUAUAACAAUUUGUUCCUUGGUGUCUGAGGCGCCUCCUCAUACCCCAAAAGGACAUGUUGAGAGGUUUUGCGUUUAGGUUUGAUACAUUUAUUGUCCCGAUUGGGACAAUAUAGGUAUCAAACGAAAGAUAUUUGGAAGCCCGAUUGGGACAAUAUGGGUAUCAAACGAAAGAUAUGUGGAAGCUGAGUACAGAUCUGUUAUAAGAAUUUGGUCCAAGGUGUCUAGAGGGCCUCCCCAAUCCAAAAAUCCCCAAGACGGGCUUGAAUUUUCAACGUCACAAAAUGGGUAUCGAAAGGUCUUUGGGACUUGACUACGAAUCUGGCAUGCACAAUUAGGACAGAGUCUGGAAUCGGCCCAACCACUUAAUACCCUUCAAUAAAACGUGUAGUUCGAUCGGGAUAAUAUGUCAAUUAAAAGAAAGGUCUAUGGCAAUAUAUAUGGGUCACGUCCUACCGGUACGCAGGACAGUAGAUAGCGACAAUAAAAGGCUCAAAUAAAUUGUCGUUUGGUUAUUAGAUUCGGGAGCAGCGACCCUCUCCUUCCAUUAAAUGCAACGCCAAACUGUUAUGUGCAAAAUUUCAUUCAAAUCGGAUAAGAAUUGCGCCCUCUAGAAGCUCAAGAAGUCAAGUCCCCAGAUCGGUUUAUAUGACAGCUAUAUCAGGUUAUGAACCAAUUUGAACCCUACUCGGCACAGUUGUUGGAUAUCAUAACAAAAUACAUCGUGCAAUUUCAUUCCAAUCGAAUAAGAAUUGCGCCCUCUAGAGGCUCAAGAAGUCAAGACCCAAUAUCUAUAUAUCUAUAUAGCUAUAUCAAAACAUGGACCGAUAUGGCCCAUUUACAAUACCAAUCGACCUAUACUAAUAAGAAGUAUUUGUGCAAAAUUUCAAGAAAAUUUCAGACGGAUGGACGGAUAAACGGACGGACGGACGGACAGACGGAUGGACAGACGGACGGACAUGGCUAGAUCGACAUAAAAUGUCGAGACGAUCAAGUAUAUAUAUACUUUAUGGGGUCUCAGACGAAUAUUUCGUGUAGUUACAAACAGAAUGACGAAAUUUGUAUACCCCCCUCCUAUGGUGGAGGGUAUAAAAAACGAGUGCUGUCAGAUUAAACUUUUUUGAGUUCAAUGAUAAGAUACCUCCUUUUUAUUGCUGAAUUCGAACGGCGCACAAUGAUGCCUCGUCAAACAUUCGUUGGACAAAAAUAGUUGCAGUUAACAUAGAGCUCUAAAAUUGUGCACAGAUCUAUAUUAGAGUGUAAUAUAGAAAAAAGUGAAGUCUGGUCCAAAUUGGUCUACAUCCUGAUAUACAAUAGCUCCCAUGUAAACAUUUAAACCAAUCUUCCGAUUUGACUUCUCGAAAUCCUGAAGGUCGCAAUUAUUAUCCAAUUUGGCUGAAAUUUUUCAUUAUGACCUCUGUUACGAGCCUCAACAACUAUCACAAGUAUGGACCGAAACGGUAUAUCGCCAGAUAUAGCUUCCAUAUAAACCGAUGUUGCCUCCAGAGGAUACAUUUAUUAUCUCAAGAACUCUACCAAGUAUGGUCCAAAUCGGUAAAUAACCUGUUAUAGCUCCCAUAUAAACCAAUUUCUGGAUUUCAGUUCUUAGGCAGUGUUGCCACUCAAGAAAUUUAUUUCCUACCAAAAUGUAAGAAAAAUCCUACCUAAUUCAGCCUAGACCUACCAAAAUUCUACAAGCCAAAAAUGCUGUAUAUGUUGCUAGACAUACCACCGAAGAAUUGGCCAUUUUGAUAUUCCAUUGGCAACACAUUAAGUUUUAUAUCUUCAAACAUAGAAAGUAUACACACUGGCGUUUUAUAGACGAUAUAGAUAUGUCCGUCCGUCCGUUUGUUGAAAUCAUUCUACUGCCUAAAGUUCUAAGAUGGCCUAUAUCUUGAUAUAGCACCAUUUAUACCGAUCUCCCUAUAAGAAAUCUUGAGAUCAUAAAAGUCGUAUAUAUUUUUGCACCGAUUUAAGGGUUUGUUUCCAGAAAUACGCUUUUACCACCCAUUUUUGUCGUUACCCUACGUUGCAUACACCCCUCAACAUCUGAGUAUGUACCAGAUGUGAACAUAUUUGUAUGCAGCUUCCAUAUAGCCUUAUUUUCUGAUUGAAGGUAUUGAACAGAUGAAUUUUGAAUGCAUAAAAGCCGGCAUUUCUUACGCAGAACUUACGAAAUUUCGAAGAGAUCCCUUAACACUCGUACCAGUUACUGUCAAUAUCCAAAUUUACGCCCUUUAAGAAAUUUUGAAACAGUGAGACACGAUGUAACAGUAGUUGGCCCCUCAAAAUCCAUGGUUUUAUACUGCACUCUUAACGAAUACACAUACAGAUAAUAGUAAUUUUGAAGAACAACAACUUUUGUUGAAAAAACGACGACGAAAUUUGUUAAUAUUCCUGCAACAAUUUAUUUUAAUUUUCAACAACCCAAAGUAGAAACUUGUUUGGAGGUUAAAACAAAAUCCAUAGUUCCCUUUCCUUGCUUUAUUGAACUUAAAUUAUGUGCAAUAUCUUGAAAUAGAUUAAUAAUCACUAUACGAUCCGCAUAUAUGAGCAUAGCUAUUACAUAACCCCAAUUGAAGUCUUGAAAAUUUUAACUGAUUUUGCAGAAACUCCCAAAGAAAUGUUUUCUUCUUAGACCCAUGAAAAGUUGUGGCAAGCAUUGUCUGGGUUAUGCUUGAACUCAGCUGCCAAUUUUUGAUAAAGCUUUAAUUCCCAUUGUUUUGCCUCAUAGAAACCUGAUUUAAUGUAGAUGCUUUAAUUUCAAUAAAAUAAUAAAAAAGAAAUCUAAGGAAUGAGAAUACAAUAUCAAAUACAUACAUAUGUAUAUAUAUAUUUACAACAAAUAACCCCAUAUGCAUACAUACAUCUACAUAUUCAUAUAUAAAUAUGCAUUUUUUUACAGUGAAGACUGAACGGUUUUUAGGAUAGUAAAAAUUGCUUCUUUGUGCCGUCAUUGUCACGCACUCACCCCUCUUAAAAUGAAAACUGAUGGAAAAAAUUUAAAUCGAAAGUUAAAAAUAUUCUCUUGUGAUAUCUGUAAAGCACCCCCUUUGAGUCAUUAUUUUUUAAAUUUAAUAAAAUUUUUAAUUGAAAAAGAAAAAAAAACAAAUAUUUAUAUUGGCGCUAUUUGGCACUAA